AUGUGGGGCAAAGUUUUAUUAAAGAAGAAACAAAAUGCAACUAAAACUUCUCGACAGUCGAACCUCGUGCGUAUGCGCAGGUCCGCGCUCGGGAAGUCAGCACCUACACUCUCUGUUCACGUCAAGGAGACAUGUGCUGUGUCUCGGCGGCCAUCGAGGCUGCCACCGCCGCCCCCGCACCACCGGCUUUCACUAGUGGUCGGGUCAGGCCGUUGCAGUUCCCCAGGCACGGGACCUCUAUCACCAGCUGAUGGUCCUCGAUGGCCACACGUGCACCAUCCCCAUCCCCUGCACCACGCACUCCUGUCAUCCAGCGUCAAACGAGGGAAGGAGCUGUGA
This is a messenger RNA of Spodoptera littoralis (African cotton leafworm), 339 nucleotides long. Lineage: Eukaryota; Metazoa; Arthropoda; Insecta; Lepidoptera; Noctuidae. The record is from the annotation of a GenBank genome assembly.